AUGGCCCGACCUCAGCUGUAUCUACCAGAACCCUUUAAGACUGCCUACAGAAAAGUUGGACAGUGCCGAAGAUUCCAGCAACUCAAGAAGAAAAAUGGCUCAUUCAAAAGGAAGGGGAUAGAAAGAUGGCAUAGAGCUGUGUCUACCAACUUACUAAAACAAAAUGUAUUGGUCCCUAAAGAGGAAUCAUCCAGUGAUAGUGACAUGGGAUUUCAUGAAAGACAGCAAAAUCAGAAAAGUAAUUUGAAGACGAAAGUGAAGAGUGCUUUUAGGAGGAUGCUGUCCUACAAGUAUAGAAGCAAGCCAGCAAGUGCCAGCCAAGAGGGCUCCACUGACCAUAAGGAAGCCCUCCUGUCAAACACGCAGAGCCUUCUCCCUAGGAUUGUCAAGGAGUUUCCAUCUCCCAAGUUAUUUACAGCAAAAAUGAGAAAGCUCUCAGAGAAUGCAACUAUACCACUUGAUGUUGUAGAGGCAGAGACAGAGGAGAUAACCCAGGGAAACACACUCCUUCGGGCCAGGAGAACCACCAAGCGGUUAUCUGUGACAUCUCUUCCUUCAGGACUGCAAAAGGGGCCAUAUUCACCGAAAAAGAGACCACACUUUCCAGCACUUAAAAAAAAGAAGCGUGGCAUGGAAAACAUCCUUCAAAAAUCAGAUUUGACAGUAGGAAGGCUUCAAAUGCAGGUGGAUGACCUCAUAGAAACAGUGACUGAUAAAUCCAUGAAGCUAUUGGCCCAAAGACAUGCUGAGCUUCAACAGUGUGAGUUUCUGGGGGAUGAAAUUCUUCAGUCUUCUAAACAGUUCCAGAGGAUAUCCAAGAGAACCAUGAGGAAGUAUAAAUUUAAAAAUGUGUGUUUCCCAUGUACCUGCUGCUGCUUCUGA
Pongo pygmaeus (Bornean orangutan) is the source of this 882-nucleotide messenger RNA. RefSeq names its product chromosome 2 C3orf49 homolog (gene C2H3orf49). The transcript is spliced from 5 exons. Lineage: Eukaryota; Metazoa; Chordata; Mammalia; Primates; Hominidae. Bases 1 to 882 code for a protein of 293 amino acids. The record is from RefSeq and is a predicted model, not a curated record.